AUGCCGUCCACAUACAAAAGAGACAAGCCGUGGGAUACCCCCGAUAUUGACAAAUGGAAGGUCGAACCAUUCAAACCCGAGGAUAACGCCGCCGGCAGCUUCGCAGAGGAAUCAUCCUUCGCCACGCUCUUCCCCAAAUACCGUGAAGUCUACCUGAAGGAAGCAUGGCCCGUCAUCACGCGCGCCCUCGAGAAGUUCGGUAUCGCCUGUACUCUCGAUUUGGUCGAGGGUAGUAUGACGGUGAAGACCACUCGGAAAACGUUCGACCCGGCCGCGAUUCUCAAAGCCCGUGAUUUGAUCAAGUUGCUAUCGAGAAGUGUUCCUGUGCAGCAGGCCCUCAAAAUCCUCGAAGACGACGUCGCAUGCGACAUCAUCAAGAUCCGCAACCAAGUCCGGAACAAGGAGCGCUUCGUGAAGCGUCGCCAGCGCAUCCUCGGCCCCUCCGGAUCCACCUUGAAAGCCCUCGAGCUAUUGACCGGCACCUACAUCCUCGUCCAAGGAAACACCGUCGCCGCGAUGGGCCCGUACAAAGGAUUGAAGGAGGUGCGUCGGGUGGUGAACGACUGCAUGGCCAACAUCCAUCCGAUCUACCACAUCAAGGAACUCAUGAUCAAGCGCGAGCUGGCCAAGGACCCCACCCUCGCCAACGAAUCGUGGGACCGCUUCCUGCCCAACUUCAAGAAACGCACCCUGUCCAAGCGUCGCACGCCCUUCAAGGUCACCGACAAGUCCAAGAAGGUCUACACGCCUUUCCCUCCUGCCCCCGAGAAGAGCAAGGUCGACCUGCAGAUCGAGUCCGGCGAGUACUUCCUGUCCAAGGAGGCCAAGGAGCGCGCGCGCAAAGAAGAGGUCAUGGAGAAGCAGCGUCAAAAGCGCGAGGAGAAGAUGCAGGAGCGCGCCAAGUCGUUUGUUCCUCCGGAAGAACUGGAGGCGGCCAAGGAAAAGAAGGAGAAAAAGGACAAGAAAAAGAAGCGCAAGCGCGACUCCGAGGGAGAACCCGACGUCGACAGCUCCGAGAAGAAAGAGAAGAAGAAGAAAAAGAAGAGCAAGUCCAAGGAGAGUGUGUCCGAAGACGAAUCGUAG
Molecule: messenger RNA, 1083 nt
Organism: Aspergillus terreus NIH2624
Lineage: Eukaryota; Fungi; Ascomycota; Eurotiomycetes; Eurotiales; Aspergillaceae
Product: 90S preribosome/SSU processome component KRR1
Exons: 3
Coding region: 1-1083 (360 amino acids)
Cellular component (GO): small-subunit processome; nucleolus
Molecular function (GO): RNA binding
Source: RefSeq, a predicted model, not a curated record